Molecule: messenger RNA, 1404 nt
Organism: Chaetomium strumarium
Lineage: Eukaryota; Fungi; Ascomycota; Sordariomycetes; Sordariales; Chaetomiaceae
Exons: 3
Source: RefSeq, a predicted model, not a curated record
CCCGAACCUGAUACAAUGGACCGAACCGAUAACAUCUCAGAGACUCCGGAUGUUGGGGAAGAGCGCGGGUCGUCUUCGCCUGAGCUAUCGCUGGAGGUGAUAUUACCCGAACCACUGCGACAAGAAAUAGCCAGUUGGUGUGCGUCGAGACUGGCCGCAUCUUCGCUAGACAUCGAACAAGUCUACGUUGAACUCCGCCAUCUCGAGGCAAAGGAGAAGCUGGUCGUCGCCCAAGAUGGGUGCUUUGGCAGUGUUUCCGCCGCUUGGACUCGGGAGAAGAUGAAACAGAUGAUAGCGCGCGGGUUCGACAUUCGUCGGUGCCUUCUUCGAUCCGCAGCCUUGGAGCUUUCGCGCGACAAGCUGCAGCCCAUCACUAUCGUCGACCUCCCCCUGGACAUCCUGCGCAUCAUUUUCAAUGAAUUUCACUACGACAGGGUAUUUAGCGACUCCCGGUCUUCGCUGGACAUUGCGGACGUGAUAUGCCAACGUCCACACAUAGCGUGUGGGGUCCAUGGCAUUCAGGUGUGCCUGGCAUACCGGCCGAAGGAAUACGCCGACAGCCUUGUCCGAUAUACGACCUCGCGCCUGACGAAUCUGUCGCUAUACGUGCGUCUCCGCUACGACCUCUGUGCAGUCGACGGCGGGGACACAUCACUGCUCCAGGAGGAAGCGGAUAGUUGGCUCAAGUUAUCCGCUGACUGGGAAGAUUACUGCAGAGAAUUUGAUGGGGGAGGAGCGAGCAGAGAGGUGCCGGAAGGAUAUCUCACUCCGUACCGGGAGAUGCUUCGGCAGGGAUAUGCCGAGUUCCGUCGCCUGCACGAAGAACAGCGCCGACUGCUCUCGGACGGUUCUUUUGCGAAUGCGCUUGCCGCCGCAAUUGCGCAGUUGCCCAAUGCACACUGCUUGUCCUUUGUCGACGACGUCGAGCGCCACGCGGACCUCGAGGGAAGUUUGCUCAACGACGCCGGUCGGUUCUCUCGAAUGAUGCAAGCCCAACCGCAAUGGCGAGAGAUUGAUGAUGAUGAACAAGGCGGUUCACCAGUCGACAUGGAGUCCAUACAGCACCGGCCUGCCCUUGUUCCCGACGAAGACAAACUUCACCUUGACCAUUAUGUCGGCGCAAUCCUUUCCAAUUGCGGGAAGCAGCUGCGGUAUCUGCACGUCGACCUUUCCAACCUUGGCAUUCGGACGAAUGCUUUCCGUGCUGAACACGAAAACUGCUCCUAUGCUGGCCCGUUCCUCGCUCGGUUGCAGGAAAUGCCGCGCAUCCGGAACCUUAGCCUCUAUGGAAGCGAGCUUGGUCUAUGGCGAUGCAUUGAGGAAACUUCGAUCCCCCAAGAUGUCGGGCGCUAUAUGCGCGGCGAACUGGAGCGUAAUCCGCUCCGACCAUACACUGAUUCUUAA